AUGACACUCUUUUGUAUAUCUGAAAAGCACGGAGAAGUGAAGUGUCGACCAAUUCAUUGUCCGAUUCCAUGUAAAAAUGCCGAAACAAUUUCGGGCGAAUGCUGUCCUGUUUGCAAAAAGACUUGUUAUUUGAACGGUCAGGUCCUACAACACGGCCAACGCAUUAAAAUUAGUCCCAAAACACCCAAUAGAGGCAAAUGUGGUGAAUGUAUUUGUAAUGACGGAAAGACUAGUUGUAAAUUGAUUAUCGCAGAGACGAUGUGUCCUCAACUCGACUGUCCAAUCGAUGAGCAAUUCACGAGAGAAGAUCAAUGCUGCAAAUUUUGCGCCGGAGCCGACUUUUGCAGUGACGGCAACGAUUGCCACCCAAACGGAACGUGUCAUAACCUGCACACAGAAUAUAUGUGCUCUUGUAAUAAGGGCUUCAAAGGCGAUGGAAGGUUUUUGGCCAUUUUAACCACGAUUAUGAUGAUAGAAGUGGUCACUUGA
Molecule: messenger RNA, 489 nt
Organism: Medioppia subpectinata
Lineage: Eukaryota; Metazoa; Arthropoda; Arachnida; Sarcoptiformes; Oppiidae
Source: the annotation of a GenBank genome assembly